Molecule: messenger RNA, 2076 nt
Organism: Durusdinium trenchii
Lineage: Eukaryota; Dinophyceae; Suessiales; Symbiodiniaceae
Source: the annotation of a GenBank genome assembly
AUGGAAGAUGACAAGUUGGCCCUCCUGCUCGAUGACAACAGGCGCUCCGUCUUCCCCGGCUGUGAGCCGCGGAUGUGCAGCAUCUCAGCGGACCACACGUUGCGGCAAUGGAACGUGAAGACCGGCGAAGAGCAAAGGAUGUUCUGGCGCCACAAGGCGGCAGUGUUGUGCCUCUCGGUGGACUGGGAGACUGGCAUGGCGGUGACCGGCUCCGGAGACCAAAGCUUAGCGCUAUGGGACAUCGAGGCCGAAGGAGAGCCCUUGGAAGCCAUGUUUGAAGGUCAUGGGGACUGGGUCAUGAGCGUGGACGUCGACUGGGACAACAGGCGGGUGACGUCGAAGUCCACCCCGUUCGUCCGGCAGGAAGAUCCGGUGGGGACGGACCUCAAGGUAGGGAUAUCUACAGCGAAGGCCCGCCUUGCCUGGCCCAUCGACUCGCGGAGCCGAGACGUCGGUGCAGUUGCCUUCGUGGGGCCUUCAUCGGCCCAAUUCUUGGCCGACGAAAAGUCCCCCAAGCAGAUCCUCACCAAGCUCAAGGAGCUGCACCUGGGGGAUGAGCACCGCGCGGGGAGCGUGCCCAGCGCUGCACGCGUGAGCGCGCUGCAGCGAGAGCUCAGCACCAUCUACCAGGCGCUCCCAAAGAACCACCGAGGCGCGCUGCGUCCCAGCACUGCCCGCUAUGCGCUGCACCGCCUCUUCGUGGAUCGCCACGGUUGGCACUUCACUGGUCUUGCGCCCAAGGGAGAUACCUGGGACAGCAGUUCACCGACCAGCGCCCUGGGCCGCGUCCCGGAGGAUGUGAGCCGCUUGUUCCAGAGCCAACUGACUCAGCAUGGUUUGGACCUGCAUGACUUGGCCACGCUGGCUGCGGUCAUGGAGAAUAUGGUGCAUUCCGAAGCAGAUGUACGUUUGGCUGCCAGCUUUGAUGCCCUUCGUGUUCCCCUGGAUCAGAGUCUGAGUGUCAACGAGUCCAUGGCCAUCUUGGAGAUCUAUAUGGCCAGCUUUGUCAUGGGCUCCGAUGCCCAGCAGUUGUCCAGAAGCAAGAUGUUUCAGAAGCUGGACGACGUCCAUGAGCAGUACCCCACUUGGCCCAACACGGUGUCCUUCGUGCAGCAGAUCCGACAGGAGGUGGCACCGGGACUCGUGAACUUCACAUUCUCCCAAUUGUCCGCCGUGGUCGCCGCUGCGGGCGAACGCUAUGGCCGGUGGCAAAGCCAGGAGUGUUCGGAGCUCAAGCACCAGUUGCUGCAGCAAGAGGAGCAUCCCAACACGGGACGUGUGCGCUUGAGCGACUUCUAUGCCAUGGCCGUUCGUGGAGGCCACUGGCAGUUCAGCGAAAGCGUGGCGUAUUUGCGGCGUUUGGGGGCACUGGAUGAGUCAGACCCCAAGGUGAUGCGUGUGAUCGUGCCGAACUACAUCCUGGGGCCCUCCAACUGCAUCGCCUCGUCAGGCUAUGUGGCGGUGUGCUGCAUCGAUGAGUGCGAAGCCAAGAUGCGGAGUUUGGAGGAGCAAUUGGGAACUCAUGAGGCCACGGUGCCGCAGAUCCUCGGCAGCCUCAACCGCUCCAGCGUGGUGCCUCCAGCGCUCCGCCGGAAGCUGCAGGACGUGGCGCAGCACCACGGUGGACAGGUGCCGUUGCAUGGCCGGCUAUUCCAGCAAUGGAUGCACCAUGCCUAUCCACAAGAAUGCCCAUUUCCUCACAUGUCAGGCACUAUCCACCCAUUGCAUCCCGAGCUCUUCGAAGAGCAGGUCGGUGAGCCGGUGGGUGCCUCCCAGGAGGAGAUGCUGCAGCAUGUGGAGGGGGCCAGCUGGAAGAAGGCUCCUGACUUCGAAGAAGGUCUUUGCUCUAGGAUGUGGACCAUGGAGGAGGAGUUGGUGGAUCCCACGCCGCGCGCUGACGGCCCGGUGCGGCUGGGCGCCGGCGGACGGCUGGGCGCCGCGGCGCGGGGCCUGGCGCUGGCGCUGGCGGUGUCCUCGCUGGCGGUGACCAUGGCGAAGAUCGUGACCUCCAUGAGGCCUACAAGCCUCAAGCCCACUGCCAGCAUGGGUGCUGCGGCCCGAAUCUACAGCGUGUGA